Molecule: messenger RNA, 2848 nt
Organism: Schizophyllum commune H4-8
Lineage: Eukaryota; Fungi; Basidiomycota; Agaricomycetes; Agaricales; Schizophyllaceae
Exons: 8
Coding region: 346-2679 (777 amino acids)
Source: RefSeq, a predicted model, not a curated record
CAACGCCCAUACCCAUAGCCAGAACUUCUUGUCUGGACCUUUCAUGGACGAUGCAAUGAAAGAACGAAGCCGAGGGAGAGUGCGUGGCUCUGUGAUCAAGAAUGGCCUCCGAUAACGCGCUUUCCGAAUGCGGAAGGCCUGCUUGUAAAUUGGCUCGAACUAUUCACAGAUAGAUACAAUGAAGCAUUCCACCACUUGUUCAGGCUUCGUCCCAUGCAAGGCGACGAAUGAAUCUUGGAUGGCCUGUGCUGUGCAUAUAUCUACAAACGCGAUCGAGCGAAGAGUUGCGUCGCAUUCGGACUUGUCCCAUAUCCAGUGGUAGUGGGUCCGUUGGCCGCCCUUACUAUGCCUCCCUCAAUUCCUGAGGAGCUUCUACACGACAUCCUCGAGCAUCUCCUUGACUUUCCUACUGAUGCCGAAUUCUUCGUACUCAACGGCAGACGCGACGCCAAAAACGCCGCGCGCUGGCGCAUUGCCGACCCCGCGCUUCGCGAUCUGUCCCGGCGUCCACCAGCUCUGCUACUCGUUUGCAAAGCCUGGCGCCGCGUUGGCGUCCCUCUGCUCUACCGCACGGCGAUUAUCCGCUCCAAGGGGCAGGCCGAGUCGCUCACGCAUGCCAUCACCGCGCUGUACCCCGAGCGCGCUCGAUUCGUUCGGCGCUUGCGGCUGGAGGGCGGGUUUGGGAUGGACGCGUUCAAGCUUCUGAAGGCGACGACGCGUCUCACGCACCUCGCGAUCAAUCUCCAUGUCUUCGCGAAUGAGAGUAUUAUUGGCUUGUGCCGGGGUCUGCAGCUAGAGCACGUCAAUCCGACGGUGCUUGUGCUCGCAGACACGAAGGAGAACUCGAAGAACCGGGCGAAGCUGGUGGACACCGUGACGGACCAGGUUCCUAGAUGGACGAAGCUGAUGGCCGUACACCUUACGUGCAUAGAGUGGCAUCUCGGCCCCUACACGACUUCAAUUGUUAGGCUCCUCGCCAAUGCUCCCGCCCUACAUACGGUCGUCAUGCCGAUAGAUGGCCGGCCUCCCUUGAACGACAUCCGCAUCCUCAGCCGAAAUCGCGCCCUCGGCUGUCUUUUUUUCACCUCCGAAAGGACUUUCGCGAACUACUACCAUAUGGAUGCCAAUGAGAUCAACGCCGUUGAGGCCAAGAUCGCGGAAGACCCCCGAUUGAGCUCAAUAUGCGUAUAUGACACAGAGGACGGAAAAGCAAAACGCUGGGUCGACUCUCAUGAGUACCACCGCAAUCUAUAUCUCGCUGACGUAGCGAGGAGGAAAAGGGUUCCCUCCCCCGAGCCUACGACUUACGCCUCCCCUCCGCCAAUGCAUCUACAACCUCUGGAAGUCCAGCAGAGGAUUUGGCUGCGGAUCUUCGACUUCGUGAAACCGACCUCAAUCCUCAGCCCAACGGUUGUGGACGUUAAGCCCGCGCUCCUCAGCUGCAGCCGUGUAUGCAAGAUGUGGCGGCGCCUCGCCCUGCCCCGGGUCUACGCCAACAUUUCGCUCAUGUGGUCUUACAAGACGCAACACCUGGCCAAGAGCUUCGAGAUGAACCCACAGCUCGGCCGCUACGUGCGCACUCUUGGGCUGAACAACCGGCUGAGGGACCUCAAAGACGACAGCAGAGACGGCCAGAUCAUCGACAUCGAUGCCGUGCUGGGCAAUGUGCCGAAUCUGCGGGUUCUGUCCGCCAAAUGCACCGAUCUGACCUCUGAUCAACGGCGACAAUCGGAUGCUCUGAGAAUCAGCUGGUCUCGGUUUACCUCGUUGCCCCAGCUAUCAAGUGGUCUCACCGAGAAUGUGGGCGUCAAGAUCCCGAAGGAAUAUGCGCCGCCGGCAGAAGGAGAGGGUGAACAAACGCAAGAGGACGAGCAUUUCCCUGAGGGCAGCGCUGCAGCAACAACAGCAGUCGACACAGCGGGCGACAAGAAGAAACCUGCUCAGAAAGAGCUCACGGUCGCCCUUGGUCCCCUCACCCCCUUCCGUGCUCUGAGGGUGCUGCAUUUCCACGGCGCCGCCAAGCUCAAGUUCAAGGACGCCGAUGUUCCUAACGACAUCUUCCCCGUUCUUGAGGACCUCAAGUUCAUGUCGUGCCACACCUCCUUCCUUCGAUUGUUCAACCUUUUCGAGCUGCCGCGACUUCGCAAGCUCGCUCUCCACAGCAGCGCGCAGACCUGCGAGGAUGCAGGCGACUUUCUUGAGCGACACGGGCCGAAAGUUGAGGAACUCGACCUUGCAUUCUUCCCGACUGAUACCGUACUCGAAUUAUGCACGGCGAUGCGAACGCUCCAUGUUCGUGAGCGGAAGCCACCCUCGAAAUACAGCGCUGCGGGUUGGCGGUCGAAGACGCUCUCCGUCAUCCACUUCACUGAUGAGAUGCCAGCCCGAAUACAAGCCCAGCGCCCCUGGGCUCCCGUCUUGUCUACCAUCGACCCGUCUAAAGUCCCGAAGCUGAAGAUCAUGCACAUGGGCCUUUUAUGGCCGACAGACGAGCGCUCAAUCUCCAGCAACUUUUGGAUCCCCUUCGCAGAGUCGUUGCUGCAGAAAGGCAUCGAGAUUCGGGAUCAGGAUAACCUGCCAUGGAUACCGAGGCUACGAUCCCACCGUGAGCUCAAGCGCAAAAUAGCGGACAUGAGCGAGUCCAAGCAUGAAUCCGAUGACUUUGACGACGAUGAAUGAGGGCAACUUGACGCGCCCAUUCCCAUCAAUCACUACGCCAUUUGACUUUUACUGGUAUAUUGAAUCAUACCUCCUUCCAUCCCUCUAUAUCCUACAAAUACCUUACAUAUCUGGUUUCCUAACGCCAAUGGAACUUGCUGACGCUUGUGGGCGCCUUCGCCUUCAAGGC